Lactuca virosa is the source of this 765-nucleotide messenger RNA. The record is from the annotation of a GenBank genome assembly. NCBI's taxonomy places the organism in Eukaryota, Viridiplantae, Streptophyta, Magnoliopsida, Asterales, Asteraceae.
AUGGAUUCCCCUCCGUUGGUGUCGUACUGCAAUGGUGGACUCUCUCAAAAGAUUAUCAUUGAUACCGAUCCUGGCAUUGAUGAUAGCAUGGCAAUCAUGAUGGCUUUUCAGACACCAAACUUAGAUAUCUUAGGAUUGACAACAACAUUUGGUAAUGUCUCCACAAAAGAUGCCACUCGUAAUGCCUUACUUCUGUGUGAAAUUGCAGGACGUUUGGAUGUUCCUGUUGCUGAGGGUAGUUUUGAACCACUAAAGGGAGGAGAGCCAGAGAUUCAAGAUUUCAUCCAUGGAUCAGAUGGAUUAGGAAACUUACAUCUACCUCCCCCCAAAUUAAAAAAAGUAGAAAAAUCAGCAUCAGAAUUUUUAGUAGAUAAAGUUUCUGAAUACCCUGGUGAAGUAUCUAUACUUGCACUUGGUCCACUAACAAAUUUGGCUUUGGCCAUCAAAAGGGACUCCUCAUUUGUAAAUAAGGUGAAAAGAGUGGUGAUACUCGGUGGAGCUUUUUUUGCACUUGGGAAUAUUAAUCCAGCUGCAGAAGCAAAUAUAUACGGGGACCCUGAAGCAGCAGAUAUUGUUUUCACUUCUGGUGCAAAUAUAGAUGUUAUUGGCAUAAACAUCACAACACAAGUCAAAAUGUCAGAUGAUGAUCUUGAUGAACUGAGAAAGUCUAAAGGGAAGCAUGCUCAGUUUUUGUGCAACAGUAGUAAAUUCUACAGAGAUUGGCAUGUGAAAAUCAGAUGGUGUUUAUGGAGUUUUCCUUCAUGA